UUUCGUUUUGUGCUGACACGCAGACAGUACAACGUCAACGUGUGCUCUGGUGAAAUAAAAAAAUUGUUAAACUGCAUAUUUCCGAAGAACAAAAUCUCACUUUUUGUUUUACGCUGCAUAGAUUUAGUUGUACACUUAAGCAAUAUUAUCUUUAAGUUGUGGUUCUUAUUAAAAAGAUUUAGCUAACCUUUAUUGGGUUUCGUGGCAGUGACUUCAUACUGAGCUGCAAAACGCAAUGGCCAACGUUGCUAAGAAAGAACUCUCAGAGGAGGCUGAAGCUGCUAUUUCAGUGCUUCGAGCUUUAGUUUCCUCCAAAAAAGGAGCGUCUACCGUGCAGAGCAUAUUGAAUGAUUAUCGUGAACUGGAAGGUGGGCCGCUCAUGUACAGGAAAUUUGGUUUCGCCAAUGCCGACGAUUUCCUUAAAUCAACUGGGGAAUUCAUCGUGCAGAACAGGAUGGGCGAGACCGUUGUAUUCGUCAAACCUAGCAAGGAAUCAGCACAUAUUCUCAAAAUGGUUGCAGCACAGAAGGGUACGAAAACUAGAAAGUCAGGAUUUUCAAUUCUGCGGCAGCCACAGAAACGAACGGGAGGAAAUAAUUGGAACCCGAGUGCAUAUAACAAAAUGUAUUCCCAAAUGCCGAACAAGAGAAGAUAUCUCCCACAAUCUCAAACCCAGUACCAACAGCGAUACAACAAUACAAACAAUCCUUUGAAGCCGUUCUUUCAGAAUUCUGCUACAAACUGGUCGAAUAACAUUCGUUACAAUAUCCCACAUAACAACAGCAACGGUAAUCCGCUUAGGCCUCUAAUGUCACUCAAAAUUGUGCCACCGUCAACACAAAAUAACAAGUUCCACAAUGCUCAACUAAAUCAGACCAGUCAACGGUACAGCCGAAUCGAGCCAAAUAAUAAUAACUCCACUGCCAAAAACUUUAACAAGAACACGCAAAGCCCUACUAAACCGAACCAAGCGACGCUUCUUUCAAAUGAUCUGCGACACAAACUCAACGAACGAGGUCCUCAGCAGUAUCAGAGACAGUCUUCUGCAUUGGAAUUACAAAAUCGACUUAAUCAACAAGAGCCGGUUCGGUUGACAGAGCAUGGAAAUGAUUCGAACAGCUUUACUCCAAUGAAAUCUUCAGUUAAAGAUGCUACUCAGAAAGUGAUGUCUGAUGUCAUCGUUAGUAAUCAGAUUCAUCCGACACACAUGGCACCUGCUGUACAGUCAACAGAGGAAAAUCGGAGCGUAAAUUCCAGACUACAAGUGACGAAGGAUGUAACACCUACAUCGCCUCCUACUCCAGAAAUGACCAAGGUUUAUCCUGUAUAUGAUGUUACGAUGCGUGUUGAUAUUCAUCCGAACAGUAUACCAUCUACGCCAACUUCCGUGGUAUCUACAAUAACUGCUCCCAAAACAGUGCAAGAUCGACUCAAGAUACACCAGCAAGUUGAUAGCUCAGAUUUGGAAAAAGCGGCUAGAGUAGUUGCUCCGCUUUCACCUGCACUUAAACCAGCUGAUUUGGACUCCAAGUCCCCGACGCCUGUUCCAUUAACACCACCUGCUGCAACGAAUCCAAAUCGUCCGAAAGAACCUUUUAACUGGAAUCAACCGUUGGCGACACCGGUAGAGAUGUUGUAUAAAUAUGCAAAGUACAACGAUCUUCCUCGACCCAUGUACACGUACUUCAAAUUGAGCAACAUGCGUAUACAAUGCCGCGUAAUGGUGAACGGUUCAACAUACUCUACAUAUCCGGAAGAUAUCGCCAACGAGUUCGAGGGUCAAUUUACCGCAGCCCAAAUUGCUAUCGAGAAUAUCAAACGUGAUGAAGAGCGAAAUAAUUAUUCCGUUUGUCUCGAUUCGGAUUACGAAAUCGCUACAAAAAUCCACGAGCUGUUGCUUCAGUAUCCUCACGGAAUGUUCACCAAAAAUAUUCCCGAAGCUUUCAGGAAAGCACAUCAAGUGUUGCUACCGGAUCACUGGGAAUUCAUCAUUAUGUCACACACUCAUAUGUUCUCCAAGGAGGAAACAAUCGUGUUUGCCAAUGUUUGCGAAGAAAAUGGUUCCAAUAAUUCUUCGCCUUCGAUCACUUCGGAAGCAAAAAGCAUGGCUGCUAAUGUGCUCCAACUUCCGUGGAGCGAGCAGUACUGGAAUCUAUACAUUACUAAUCCGGUUUCAACAGUGGAAAUAUGGGCGCGACUUGUUGGUCCUCAAUUUAGUGACCGAAUGGACGCACUUAUAACGGAUAUAGAGCUAAGCAUGAUGGGCGAUGAUAAGCGCAAGCCUAAAACCGUUGCAGUCGGAGAGUACUAUUUGGUGUCCACCACUGAUUGUUGGUAUCGCGUACGAGCUGAAGGGAUCGAUUUCGGAAGUAAUUACUGCAUUUGCUUUUUCAUUGACAUCGGCGAGUGGGAACGCGUAGCAUUGGAUGAGAUCUAUGUGUGCGAUGCAAAAUAUUUGAAACUGCCAGGACAAUCAGUGUGUUUCACCCUAGAUGGCCUCGAAGAUUUCGGCGAAAACCCGAAAGCAAAAUCACACCUGGAUAACUUGAUCAGCGGAAAGGUAUGCAUCGGCGAAAUUCUUACUCAGAGAAAAGAGUAUGAAAAAGAUGGUGUGGGUAGUUUCGGUGAUGUCCGAAUCAAAAUGAUUCUGUACGAUACUUCAUCUGACGAAGACGUUAACUUGAACCCGGUGAUAUUAAAACAUAUUUGUGAUGAUACACCUGUGCCAGAAUUGAACCGAAAAGGCGUAACCACAGUGAUCGUCACGCACGUCGAUGAUUCCGGUGAUGUAUACUGUCAGCUCAAAGAUGACGCAAUGGUUUACAUACAGAAACUCAUAAACAAUUUGGUAAAGUCGAACGCAUUGGAUGGGACACAUCGUGGCCUUUACAAAGUAAAAUCCGCUGAACAGCAAUUGUACUUGGUACAAGACGAAAAGGAUAAACGAUGGUAUCGGGCGUCAUUGGAGGCAGAAGAAUCUGGUCCGUUUUGCCGAAUGCUGUAUGUUGACAUAGGGGCCAAAAAGUCUGUCAACGUUUCGAACAUUUAUCGUUUGGAAACGUUGAGUGUUGCUCUAAGCCGUUACCCUACCCAAGCCGUCAGAAUGAAAAUGUUUGAUAUUCCUGACGUAACUGACUACCUGCUGUCUAGGAUGCGCGUUCUACUAAAAACGGGACUUACUGCUAUGGUUAAGUUGGCUGCCUUGUCGAUCAUACCUUUGGUAAAGAUCUACAUGCACCUCGAGCAGAAUAAUAUACUGGUUUGUGUCAACGAUAGUAUUCGAUCAGAGAUGGAAUUGGAAAUAGGUUCAGAAGUGAUUAGUAACCCACGAAUCGCUGCAUAUGAAAGUAGUAACACAUCGAUCGGCAGUUCUGUCAAGUUAAAUACGAGCUUUGUAACAGACUACUCCAUUGAAAGUUGUGAAGCAGCAGAGCUGUCCAAAAGUUUCAGAGGACUUAAUAUUGAACAACGUAAGCUUAGCAGCCCAGUUCCAUCGCAGGUAACUCCCAAGUUGGCAAAAUAUCCUCUGCCAGCUGUUGGUGAGUUGUUUGGUGUAUUUGUUACAAUCGCCUCCAAUCCUAACUAUUUCAUUGUGCAACCAUAUAUGCACGCAAAAGAAUUGAACCAAAUGAUGGUCGAUUUACAAGCAUACUGUAAAACCAAAGCACAACCCGUGCCGAAGGAUAGUGUUCAGCAGGGAGAAGUGUAUGCAGGUUACAAUACCGAUGAUGGUCACUGGUAUAGAGUUUUGGCGGUUAAUAUUCUGUGUGGACCCAUCCAUGUCUACUUUUGUGACUUUGGGCAAAUUCGAGUUGUGGACAGUGAAUCAUUGCGAAUUCUUCCUCCCCAAUCACGCAUUCUUCCGCAGCAGGCCGUGAAAGCUAAAUUACAUGGUAUCCAACCCCUACACGGCGACUGGAGCACGGAGGACGCAGUUCGAUUCCAGCAAAUUACCGUUGAUAAGAAAUUUGCUAGUUACAUCUGCAAUAUUCUAACUGACGAAAUUAAUCCAAAUGAGGAAAUCGUUGAUUUAAUGUUAAUUGACGUUUCGACUGACGAGGAUAUUUUCAUACACAAGAUUUUGGUAGAUGAGAAACGGGCUGUGUUGACCGGUAAGUAGUUGGAAUCGGUUACACUAGCUGAAACCGGCAUAUGAUAUGCAGUAAGGCCAAAAUGUAACCGUUGUGUCAAGCGGAUCGGAAAGAAAAUAAGAAUUAUUGUUAUUAUUUUUCUUUAUAUUCAAUCUAACGCAUCGCUUUGUUAAAAGCGCGCACUAAGGCGGUAGGCUGAGUGUUCAUCCACACUUGUGUCCAUAAGGUUAGCUCCAGUGACUGCUUUACAAAACUGGCGCAAGGAAAGAUAAAGAAAGAGGAACAGUUUUGACGCUCUUAUUUGAUGGUCAAAUAGAUAAUGUGUGAUGGAAAAUUGCGUUGGAUAGUAUAAUAAAUAUUACCUUUCCAGGGUAUGUAUAAUAUUGUAUCAAAGCAGUACACUUUACAGAUUCUACAUUCUGCUUUGGUAACUUGAAGAAAGCAGACUGCUUAGAAUGACGAAAAUUCUAAACCAAUAAUCAAUGACAAAUGUAAAAUUGAAACACAAUUAAAAAAAGAGAGAAAAAAAAACAUUUACUAUGUCUAUUGUAAUAAAGAGUCCUAUGCGUUAAAUGGUAUCCCGUUUGGUUUGUUAAAGUUUGAAAUGAAAAAGUAUACUGUAUUCUGAGAGCAGCUUCAAACACAGGGAAAACAUUAUCUUGACAUUUUUUUUCGUAACAUACAUUUGACGUGAUAGGAACUGAGAUAUUUUCAUUUUGAAACUUCUUAUCUGGCAUAAGGACGUUUGAUAUACUGGACAUUUGGCAUAACGGACAUUUGGCAUAACGGACAUUUUCACACAUGAGCAGGUCUUCCGAAGUCUUUAAUUACCAUGGAAGAACGUAAUUUACCUUGACAAUCAGGCUAACGCCUUGUUGCCCUCUGCUGUCCGAAGAAAUCGUCUCUACUCUACUCGAUCCACGUCGCCAGCAUCGUAGUCUCCGAAGGGUCUGCAGAUCGCCUUCUACUUGGUCGAUUCACCUUGCCCGCUGCGCGCCUCUUCUUCCAGUUGGGUCACUUUUGAGAACUAUUUACAGGGGCGUCGUCCGGAAAUGGAAGAACGUGGAUAUUGUGUAAGAACGAGCAGCAAUUAAAAGAAGGAACAAUCAUAUAUUGUAAAUUAACUCUCAAAAACUUUCAAACAUAUAUCGAAUAAUACAAAUUAUGCCAAGUGUCCAUUAUGCCAAAUGCACCAGACCUGUCGACAUUUUGUCUUUUUGACUUUUUGCCAUGUCUUUGAUCUUGAGUCCCGCAGACUUUUU
Molecule: messenger RNA, 5353 nt
Organism: Ochlerotatus camptorhynchus
Lineage: Eukaryota; Metazoa; Arthropoda; Insecta; Diptera; Culicidae
Gene: tapas
Product: tapas
Exons: 9
Coding region: 236-4120 (1294 amino acids)
Source: RefSeq, a predicted model, not a curated record